Protopolystoma xenopodis is the source of this 441-nucleotide messenger RNA. Lineage: Eukaryota; Metazoa; Platyhelminthes; Monogenea; Polystomatidea; Polystomatidae. The record is from the annotation of a GenBank genome assembly.
AUGCUUCUCUUCUCCAGCCGGCUCGACACUCUCGGCCUGGCCGACCCCGCUUCUGUGCUCACACCUUGUCCCAUCGCGUCUGCUCUGCCGCCUGUGACGCCGGCCUUCUUCCCGUCUGAUACGUCGGAGUUGGCAGGCCGAAGGGAUAUAGACACCUCACAGGAACAGGAACAGGAACAGGAACAGGCACAAACGCAAACCGCCCGACCAGUUCCGGUUGCAGCCAAGCCUCGUCUACAAACGGCUGCCUUGCAAGCCGUAGUGGGGCCGGCGCCGAGUCCUACAGACUCAACAAGGACGCCUGGACAAAGCUGUCCGAAUCCACUCUGCGACGGCAGCGGCCAUGUCAGCGGCAUCUACUUGCACCACCGCAGUCUUUCCGGCUGCCCGAGGAGAGGGAGCUAUCCGAAUGCCGGUAUGCGCACAGACCGGCUGUUGUAG